Aspergillus pseudotamarii is the source of this 873-nucleotide messenger RNA. RefSeq names its product RNA polymerase II subunit A C-terminal domain phosphatase (gene ssuA). The record is from RefSeq and is a predicted model, not a curated record. The coding region runs from base 1 to 873 and encodes 290 amino acids. Lineage: Eukaryota; Fungi; Ascomycota; Eurotiomycetes; Eurotiales; Aspergillaceae. Gene Ontology annotation, cellular component: mRNA cleavage and polyadenylation specificity factor complex; nucleus. The transcript has a single exon. Gene Ontology annotation, biological process: termination of RNA polymerase II transcription. Gene Ontology annotation, molecular function: RNA polymerase II CTD heptapeptide repeat phosphatase activity.
AUGGCCUAUGAUCCACGAUUAGCUAGUGCGGGCACUGCAACUCCGGAUCCCCCGCCUCCUCCCCCUCCGCCUCCUGAGCCUGCCAUGGCAGCAUCAACGGAGACCGAGUCUUCAGACGGGACUGCAGCCGCACCCAUUCAGGAGCAGCAGUCAGACUCUUAUAAACUUAGAUUUUGCACGGUGUGCGCAUCGAACCAAAACCGUUCGAUGGAAGCCCAUCUCCGUCUAUCUACUGCACCAUCCCACUUCCCUGUUAUCUCCUUUGGGACGGGCUCCCUGGUCCGUCUGCCAGGCCCAUCUAUUACGCAACCUAAUGUGUACAAUUUCAAUACCACUUCGUAUUCUCAAAUGUACGAGGAACUGUUCUCCAAGGACGAGAGGCUCUAUCGUAACAAUGGGCUUUUAAACAUGCUCGAACGCAACCGGAACCUGAAAUGGGGCCCGGAGCGCUUCCAAGACUGGGUUCCAGGCAUGCCCCGUGUGGACCAUGUCUCGAAAGGCGACAAAGGCGCCUUGGGGACCGAGGGUGGCGUGGUCGAUGUCAUUAUCACCUGUGAGGAGCGGUGCUGGGAUGCCGUUGUUGACGAUCUUAUGAAUAAAGGAUCGCUCCUCAACCGACCCGUCCAUGUAUUCAAUGUCGAUAUUAAAGAUAACCACGAAGAAGCCCUAGUCGGAGGAAAGGCCAUUCUCGAACUAGCUAAUCGGCUCAACGAGGCUGCCGUCCAGGAACGCAAAGCGAAUAAUCCUGAAGGCUGGGAAAAUGGAACCGGUGAAGCUCGGAGGAGUUUCGAUGAGAAGGUCCCGGAAAUUCUUGCGGCCUGGCAGGAGAAGUGGCCGAAUUUGCCCGCGCUGUGGACUCUUGCUUGGCUCUAG